Molecule: messenger RNA, 1809 nt
Organism: Acaromyces ingoldii
Lineage: Eukaryota; Fungi; Basidiomycota; Exobasidiomycetes; Exobasidiales; Cryptobasidiaceae
Product: ABC superfamily ATP binding cassette transporter permease
Exons: 1
Coding region: 113-1411 (432 amino acids)
Source: RefSeq, a predicted model, not a curated record
CCACCACAGGCGUGUUAGACCAACAGUCCAUGCGGGUCCUUCCAAAAACAGCCUGGCUGUCAUCGACAACAAGCCUGCGUUGUGGAUGCAGUAAGGAAAGGGGGAAAAGAAGAUGGGCACUGUCGAACAGGCAAGGUGCUGCGUCGGCCUCGUGGGGCCGCUCGACGUCAAGAGAGCCGAGUACGAGUUUGCGACGAGGAAGCUCGAGGAGCUGGGGUGCCAUGUCGUCGUGCUGGACGUGACGACGAGGGACAUGGACGACGACAGGCAGGGGCACGCGAGCGACACGCACUGUUCUCCGCGGCAGGUGCUCGACGAGAUCAUCUCGACAGCCUCGUUCAAUGCUCUCGAUCGCGGAGAGCGAACCGAGGCGAUGCGGGCCGGCGCGCUGCGGAUCCUCGGCGCACUAAAGCACGAGGGGAGGCUGCAUGCCCUUGCCGGCUUUGGCGGGAGCCAGACGACGUCGCUCGUCACUUGGAUCAUGCGCAGUGCUGUAUUCGAGAUUGGCUUCCCCAAGGUUGCCGUCACGACGAUGAUGGCCGGCGACGUGGCCGGCUAUGCAGGCGAGACCGACAUUGUCUUUUGGCCCUCCAUCGUCGACAUCUCGGGCAGGCUCAACUCGAUCUCGGAACUCAUCCUCACAAAUACCUGCCAUGCUGUUGCAGCGCUGGCCGCCUCCUACCAGGCGCGGCUCCGGGCAAGCCAACCUACCGGUGGUGUCAGGCAAGCGAGCCGCAAGCCCCACGUGGCCCUGACCAUGUUUGGCUUGACCACGCCUUGCGUCAAUGAGUGCAGCAGGCUGCUCUCCGAGAAGGGCUUCGAGCCCGUAGUAUUUCAUGCCAGCGGAGUAGGGGGCCGGAGCAUGGAGCGCCUCAUCAACGAGGGCCUCUUUGACGCUGUGUUGGACCUCACCACCACCGAGCUGGCCGACGAGCAACUUGGCGGCGUUCUCUCCGCUGGGCCCUCGAGAUUGACGGCCGCUCACCAGAAGAACAUCCCACAGCUCAUUUCGGUGGGUGCGCUCGACAUGUGCAACUUUGGGUCACUGGACACCGUGCCAGGUGCUUUCCGCGAGAGAAAGCUGCACGCCCACAACGAAAAGGUCACACUGCUGAGGACCAACGCCGAAGAGAAUCGGCAGCUGGGGGAGGUGCUAGUCAACAAGGUCAAGGGAAGUACCUUCAAGAUCUUGUUCCCCACAAAGGGCACAAGUGGCAUCGACAUCGAAGGCGGCAGCUUUGAGGACAAAGAGGCCAGGGGCGCCUUGUUGGACGGCAUCAGAAGCGCAUUGGGCGAUGCUAGUAGCGAGCAUUUGAUACCUGUUGACUUGCACAUUAAUGACGCUGCUUUCGCAGCGCGGGCCGUCGAUGAGCUUGUCUCUCUGUACAACAGCAAGCAGCCAGAGACUUGACAAGGUCGUAAUAAAAACCUCAUCAUCGUUGCCCAUCGAGGCGCAUUUAUCGGGGCCUCGACCCUCGUCGGUCCAUCGGUUCACGUGAGGCAACGCGGGAUUCUAGGCACAGCCCCUAAACACAGAUGAGGCUAAAAUUACGCUCAGGAGCUCCUUCGCCUGCAUCGCCUUCGACAUAACACCCCCUUUCACCAGCUAUAUCCACCUGCUUGCCUGCGCUUCGCCACAGCUGCAGCGUCUCACAUCACGUACGACGGCCGAGCCAAGAACGGGAAGAAGCCGAGCCUUGCCAGUCUCCAUUUCCAGAUACAGUUGCACCCAAGGAACCCGGACGCAGGAAGCCCGACAGCCUAAGCCUGCACCCACCUGCAAGCCAAGACGCGCUCGCCCUCAGCGGC